Messenger RNA from Panicum hallii, 1082 nucleotides. RefSeq names its product auxin-responsive protein IAA12-like. The transcript has 3 exons. Lineage: Eukaryota; Viridiplantae; Streptophyta; Magnoliopsida; Poales; Poaceae. The record is from RefSeq and is a predicted model, not a curated record. Gene Ontology annotation, biological process: regulation of DNA-templated transcription. The coding region runs from base 191 to 823 and encodes 210 amino acids. Gene Ontology annotation, molecular function: protein binding. Gene Ontology annotation, cellular component: nucleus.
UGGGCGCCGAGGCCACCCCAAGGCCAACAAACACACCAGCUCAGAUCUCAUCUCAUCUCAUCUCAUUCUCAGCUAGCAGAAAGAGAUCGCAGAGCAACUCGCUCGAGGCGUGUUAGAGACGCGGAGGCAGCUGCUACCGAAGGCGCAGGACUCGCCGUCAUCGUUGCCGGACUUGCUCAGAAGUUGGGAGAUGGAGACCGUCGUGGGCGACCUCAUGGCCACCGAGCUCAGGCUUGGCCUGCCGGGCACCGUCGACGAGAUGAAGGCCGCGGCGCUGUCCGCGCCGUCGACGCCUAGGGGCAAGAAGCGCACCACCGCCGACGCCGUGGAGGACGCCGCCGCCGAGGAGGCCGGCAAGCGUGAUGUCGAGGCAGCACCUCCUGCAGCCAAGGCCCCCGUCGUAGGUUGGCCACCGGUGAGGUCAUACCGGAGGAGCUGCUUCCAGGCGAGCAGCAAGCAGAGCAAGGCGACCAAAGAGGAGGCGGCGCCCAGCAGCAACGCCGCGCCAUCCGCGGCCGCGAACACCACCACCACCGGCGGCUCCUUCGUCAAAGUGAGCAUGGACGGCGCCCCCUACCUGAGGAAGGUGGACCUGAGGAUGUACAAGGGCUACAGGGAGCUCCGGGAGGCGCUGGAGGCCAUGUUCGUCUCCUCCAACAACGGCGGCGCGAACCUGUCCGAGUUCGCCGUCACCUACGAGGACAAGGACGGCGACCUGAUGCUCGUCGGCGACGUGCCAUUCGAGAUGUUCGCUAGCACUUGCAAGAAGCUGAGGAUCAUGAAGAGAUCUGAAGCCACAGGCCUGGGGUCAGCGAGACAAUGAAGAUCGAUCUGAGGGCCAGACAGCAUGUCAAGAGCUUCUUGUUUCUUUUUAUUAUUUUUGUUCUUCUGGUUGGAGAUCCCCAAGCCAAAGGAUGAGCUUGGUGCAUCAGAGCGCUCACAUGGAUGUGUGCGGCUUUGGUUCUAUAAGACAAUUAGGUCUUUUAGCAGCACAAAGGAGAUGCUGAGGUUGCUUCAGUUAACUCUCCAUGUGUUUGUACAAACGAAACACAGUUAUAUUGAUCGUUGAUUAUUACUUGAAA